AUGACGAUGCUGCUGGACGGAGGGCCGCAGUUCCCGGCGCUGGGGGUGGGCGGCUUCGCGGCGCCCCGCCACCACGAGAUGCCGGGCCGCGACCCCGCCGCCGCCGCCGGGAUGGGACUGGGCCCCUUCGGGGACUCCUCGCACGCCGCCGCCGCCUUCAAGCUGAACGCGGCCCCGCACGACCUCGCCGCCGGGCAGAGCUCCGCGUUCACCCCCCAGGCUCCCGGCUACGCCAGCGCGCUCGGCCACCACCACCACCACCACCACCACGCCGGCCAGGUGCCCUCGUACGGCGGGGCCGCCGCCUUCAACUCCACCCGCGACUUUCUGUUCCGCAACCGCGGCUCCGGCAUCGCGGACGCGGGCUCCGGCACGGCUCAGCACGGCCUUUUCGGCGGCUCUCCCGGAGGUUUGCACGGCCCCGGCGGCAUCCCGGACAGCCCGGGCUACCUGCUCUUCCCCGGGCUCCACGAGCAGAGCCCGAGCCACACGUCCCCCGGCGGGCACGUGGACAACGGGCAGAUGCACCUGGGGCUGCGCGGGGACCUCUUCGGGCGGCCGGACCCGUACCGCGCCGUCUCCAGCCCCCGCACGGACCCUUACGGCGGGGCCCAGUUCCACAACUACAACCACAUGAACAUGAAUAUGGGCAUGAACGUGGCCGCUCAUCACCACCACCACCAUCACCACCACGGGCCCGGGGCUUUCUUUCGGUACAUGCGGCAGCCCAUCAAGCAAGAGCUGUCCUGCAAGUGGCUCGACGAGAGCCAGCUCAGCCGGCCCAAGAAGAGCUGCGACAGGACUUUCAGCACCAUGCACGAGUUGGUCACCCACGUCACCAUGGAGCACGUCGGGGGUCCGGAGCAGAACAACCACAUCUGCUACUGGGACGAGUGCCCGCGGGAAGGCAAAUCCUUCAAGGCGAAAUACAAACUGGUCAACCACAUUCGGGUGCACACGGGGGAGAAGCCCUUCCCCUGCCCCUUCCCCGGCUGCGGGAAGAUCUUUGCCCGAUCCGAGAACCUCAAGAUCCACAAGCGGACGCACACAGGUGAGAAGCCCUUCAAGUGCGAGUUUGAGGGCUGCGACCGGCGCUUCGCCAACAGCAGCGACAGGAAGAAACACAUGCACGUCCACACCUCGGACAAGCCCUACAUCUGCAAGGUGUGCGACAAAUCCUACACCCACCCCAGCUCACUUAGGAAACACAUGAAGGUGCACGAAUCCCAGGGCUCGGACUCUUCCCCUGCAGCCAGUUCAGGCUACGAGUCCUCCACCCCCCCGGCGGUGGGCUCGGCCGGCAGCAAGGACUCCACGAAAACGCCGCCGGCAGCCCUGCAGGGGAACCCCGGCCACAACCCUGGCCUGCCCCCCAAUUUUAACGAGUGGUACGUGUGAAGGCAGCGGCUGCCCGGCCAGAGACUGGACCAAACGCCUUGGGAAUGAGGCAGAAGGACAAGCCAAGCCCACUGCAACUCGCUCCCACGGAAAUGGAGUUUCCACACCGACGACCGCAUAGGGCUAGUUAACUGCCAGGAACCGGAGGGGGGGUGUCUUUUAUUAUUAUAUUAUAAUUAUAACUAUUUUUUGCAAGCCGAGACGCUGGACUAGCCAUGUCCUUUUCUCAGGAUUGGAUUUCUUUUUUUUUUUCUUUUCUUUUUUUUUUGCAGUCGCAGUCGUUCCUUUGAUUUAUUAUUUUCCCUCUCCUUGCCCAGUACCUCUUCCUCCGAUUCCCCACUUUUUACUUUUAAUUUUUUUUUGUUUUUUCUUCUUCUUUCGGUGGGAUGUUGACAUGAGGAUGAAAAUUCUCCUUCGCCUUAGUGGUGAUUGUUUAAACUUACAGUCUUAAACCGUGCCAAAGUCCUGUUAUGUCUUGAACUUUCCUCUCUAGCUCUCAUGCUGCUCUCUCUCUGCUCUCCUCCUCUUUCUCCUUCUCUCUCUCUCCAAGCAUUACACUUGUGAAUGUAUUCUCAUCUGAUGGGGUCGGUCAGUAUUUUUCAGGAUGAGGAUGUGGUGUUUAUUCUACCCAGAUUGUGACGUUUAGUAUAACAGUUGCCUUUUUGUAAUAACUUUUUUUGUAAAUACAUAUCCAUGAUGCCAUAUUUAUCGUUCGUAAUUUAAUUAUUGAUACAAAGUGCCGGGAACUGAACAAUAUUUAUGGGGGAGAAAAAAUUGUUUUCUAACAAAAAAAAAAAAUACAAACAACAACAAAAAAAAUCAACUCUGUACAGCUUUUGGCUAUAACUGCUUUAGCAUUAAAAGUUUAUUGUUUUGGAAAGAGCCCCCGCGAGCCGUUUUUGACCCCCUCCGUGUCCCCUCCCCCCCCUUUUCGGGGGCCGCCGUGGGCCCGGUUCGGGUCCGCGCCGUUGUUUUGGGACCGGCGAUGCGGGAGAAGCGUCCUGCUCCUCGCUGCUGCUUUUUCUCCUGCCCCUUUGUCCCCGCCCUCCGCUUCGCAUCCCCGCGACCUUCCCGAGCCGACGGAGCCCGGAGCGCGGCGGCGCCGACGGAGAAGAGCCCCGGGGGCAGCGGGGCCGCCCGACGGUGAGUACCGGGCCGGGAGCCGGCAGCGGGCUGCUUCCCGGAGGGGACACGGGCGACUUUACGGCUCGCCGUACUUAGUCCGUUAUCGUCUGGUUUUGUUGUUUUGUUUUCGUUUUGCUUUUUUCUUUAUUUCCGGUUAGGAUUCGACAAAGUGUCCCCAUCCCCAGGAGAGCUGAGCCGAGAAACUCCAACGCCGCCGAGGAGCUUCAAACAACCGGAGCGAUGGUGGAAAACGGCUCCCCUGGAAGUUUCGUGCUCCGCUCCGGGAGACGCCCGGCACCGCCCGGGCUGCGACGGGACGAGGCGGCUCCGUACCGCGGCGGUGCGCGGCCGCUGCUGCCCCCGGUGCCGCAAUCGCAUCCUUCUCGGAGCUCGCUGCGGGCGGGGACCCCCCGGACCGCGCACCUCUGCCGUCCGGGAGCGACCCCCCCCGACGGGCCCGUCUUGAACUUGACUCGGGGGCACCGCGGGCGGCCGGGGCUGUCCCGUCUCCUCUUGCAUGACGCUCGGGCAAGCGGCCCACGGAACACUGCAUGCUUUAAAAAUUAACAUUAAGCGAAUUUAUGUUCUCUCCCCUUUCUUAACAUCCACCCCCC
Molecule: messenger RNA, 3137 nt
Organism: Numida meleagris (helmeted guineafowl)
Lineage: Eukaryota; Metazoa; Chordata; Aves; Galliformes; Numididae
Gene: ZIC3
Product: Zic family member 3
Exons: 3
Coding region: 1-1398 (465 amino acids)
Biological process (GO): central nervous system development; regulation of transcription by RNA polymerase II
Cellular component (GO): nucleus
Molecular function (GO): DNA-binding transcription factor activity, RNA polymerase II-specific; RNA polymerase II cis-regulatory region sequence-specific DNA binding
Source: RefSeq, a predicted model, not a curated record